Messenger RNA from Pistacia vera, 3438 nucleotides. Its product is annotated as la-related protein 1A. The coding region runs from base 288 to 2993 and encodes 901 amino acids. Gene Ontology annotation, molecular function: RNA cap binding. Lineage: Eukaryota; Viridiplantae; Streptophyta; Magnoliopsida; Sapindales; Anacardiaceae. The transcript has 14 exons. The record is from RefSeq and is a predicted model, not a curated record. Gene Ontology annotation, biological process: mRNA stabilization.
AUGACUCCACUUACAACUCCUACCUCUACCUGAACACAAACCCACUGCCAUUUCUAUUUCACUCUUCACUUCACUCCCGUCUUUCUCCUUCCCACAUAUAAAAACACCCCUGUUUUCUUUCGCCUACACAAGCACACUCUCUCUUACACGUUUCUCUUGAGCUCUGCUGUGGUCCUCCUCUCCCUUUUCCACACCAUCAAUCUCUUUCUUUCUAAGUAAACCCUAAUCUCUCAACACUCUAUUUGUACUUGGAUUAGUAAAUAAAUUCAUUAUUAUAGAGUAUUAUUAUGGUGAUGGCCGAUAAUGAAGGAGGAGAUGAUCAUCAGAAGGAGACGGUGAGUGGGCCCAAGUCUCCAUGGAAGACGACUCCUGUAAUCAUGGAUGCUGCUCCCGUCAUCAGUGCCGACUGUUGGCCCGCUCUCGCCGACGCUCAACAACGCCCCUCUAAACCCUCUGAUCCGCCACUUGUCCAGGGAGCUUCUGUGCAACAGAAGACUCACGGUUCUGGAAAUCCUAAUCCUAAUCCUAAUCCGUCACAUAAACAUUCACAUAUGCGUAAUCAGAAGUCAGGGUCCAAGCGUAAUCCAAAUACUGCGCCACCGUUUCCUGUACCUCUAUCUUACCAUCAGCCAGCUCCUAUGUUUCAUGCUAUGGUGCCUCCGCCGCACAUUGGCUAUGCGGCUUACCAGCCCUACCCUGGACACUUUCCAGCUGUUGAAAAUCAGACAGGUUUUGUUCCCCCAGCCGUUCAUGCUGUUGAUGCUGUCCGGAAUGUUCAGCCGCCUCCUCCUCCGCGAGGAGGAGGAGAUCCCAAUGCUUCUGGUGUCAAUGUUAAUCUGAAUUUCUCUAGUAGAAGACCUCCUAAUAUGCAAGAACCUGCUUGGCAUCAUCCCAGACCGUUUAAUCCCCGUGACAGUAUUCCUAUUGGAACCCGGCCUUUAGUAAGGACUGCUUUUUUGGGUCAUACUCCGGGUCCUGGAUAUAUGGUUGGUCCAAGCUUUACUGGACCUGCAGUUUGCUAUGUGUCUGUAGCACCUCCAGGCUCUGUUAGGGGACCUCAUCCUCCCCACUUUGUUCGAUAUCCUAUACCUCCAGGCACUCCUAUGCUACCUCCAGAGACACUGGCGUUGAGGGCUAGCAUUGUAAAACAAAUUGAUUAUUACUUCAGUGAUGAGAAUCUUCAGAAUGACCAUUACCUAAUUUCCUUGAUGGAUGCCCAAGGAUGGGUUCCGAUAUCCACUAUUGCCGAAUUUAAAAGGGUAAAGAGAAUGAGUACAGAUAUACCGUUUAUACUUGAUGCAAUGCACAGUUCUAGUACUGUAGAAGUGCAGGGUAAUAUGAUUCGAAGACGUGAUGAAUGGUCCAAGUGGAUUCCAGCCUCUGCUGAACUUAAGCAGACCCCCCCAAGCCAACAGUUAGACAACUCUAUUGAUUCGAUUGAGAAGGGUGAUACAAAUGAAGAUAAUAAAAGGGAAACCUCUGAAGAAAAUACUGAAAUACGGUCCAAUAGGGAUAGUGCAGAUAUAACACAUCACAGUAACACUGAACAGAGCGGUGAGUUUGUUAUUGAUGGCGGAAAACAAGCAUUCUGUGCUGAAAAUGGUGUGUUGACAACAUCAAUUGUUGAUUCAGACAAGUUGUCAGGCAUUGAGAACAGUGACAAUAGCUCCUGCCAAAACGAGUUACAAAGAGAUGAGCCUGCAAGAUUUGAUGACCACAAGACUGAAAGCAUGGAGUCCACUUCCAAUAUGGCUGUACAGCAUCUUAAUGACCUGUCAAAUGAUUUUGCAAACACAUUUAUGCUUGAUGAAGAGCUAGAGAUUGAGCAGAAAACAACAAAAAAGGAUGAGCUUAACAGAGGCAGAAGGAUUGAUGAUGAAGAUGAUGAGAUUGUUGUCAAUGAUCAUGAUGUUCAGAGACUUGUAAUUGUCACACAGAAUAGUUGGACAGUUGAAGGAUCUAAAACUGAUGACGAAGGAUUAAAAUCCAUUUCUAAUGAGCUUGCUUCUGCAAUAAACGAUGGUCUUUAUUUCUAUGAGCAGGAGCUUAAAACUAAGAGAUUAUAUCAUAGGAAGAAUAACUCAAGUUUUGAGAACAAAGAUGGAAACCCCAGGCCUUCAGUUUGUGCUCCAGGAAUGUCAAAUUCAAAAGCAGGUGACAAUUCUGCUGCAAGCAGUGGUCAUGAAGAGUCUGGAAGUGCCAGUUCCCGCCGUAAGCAAAAUAAAGGUUUUCACAGGCAGCAAGCUUCCCACAAGCAGCGAUUUUUCUCCAGCAACUUUAGGAAUCACGGAACUGGUCGGAAUUCUCUUGGAAUUGUAUCAGAGAGCCCACCAAGUAAUUCAGUUGGAUAUUUCUUUGGUUCAACACCUCCAGAAAAUCAUGGCCUAAGGCCUUCAAAAUUGAGCGUAUCACCACAUGGGUUUCUCUCUGGCAGUAGUCCACCUGUGGGUUCCAUGCCGAAAUCAUUUCCUCCAUUCCAGCAUCCAAGUCAUCAGCUGUUAGAAGAAAAUGGCUUCAAACAGCAGAAGUACUUGAAGUUUCGUAAGCGGUGCUUAAAUGAGAGGAAGAAGUUGGGAGUUGGCUGCAGUGAGGAAAUGAAUACACUGUACAGGUUUUGGUCAUAUUUCAUUAGAGACAUGUUCAUCCCUUCAAUGUACAAUGAGUUUCAGAAGUUCGCUCUCGAAGAUGCAGCUUCUAAUUAUAAUUAUGGGAUAGAGUGUCUUUUCAGGUUUUAUAGUUAUGGUUUGGAAAAAGAGUUCAGAGAGGACCUUUAUAACGACUUUGAACAGCUGACUCUAGACUUCUACCAUAGAGGCAAUCUUUAUGGCCUUGAAAAAUACUGGGCAUUCCAUCAUUAUCGAGGGCUACGCGAGCAGAAAGAGCCCCUAAAGAAACAUCCAGAGUUGGAAAGGUUGCUUAGGGAAGAAUAUCGUAGCAUAGAGGACUUUCGCGCCAAAGAAAGAAGUAAUAGUUUGAAAGAAGAAAGCCAUUAGCCUCAAGUAAUUACUUUGUUUACUGGUGGCAUUGAAAUGAUGACAUCCCAAUUUUGAAAAUGAAUCCUGACAACUUAACAAAGGGAGUUGGAGAUAGCGGCCGAUAUUUGGUUUCGAUGCCAAUGGAUAUUUUUUGUAUAUUGUAUAUUUUGGGGGGAUCGUUUACUUGUGAGGGCUGCUCAUUUCUGAGGUUUUGAUAUGGUUCUAUUGCUUGAGCCUUUUCUGGCUCCCUGUCUUUUUUAAUUUUGUUAUUUCUGGGUUGUCUGCAAGCUUGGAGAGGUGCCUGUGUUUUUAUUUUUGGUCAGUUCACUUCCCCCCGAAUUGUAACUUGUACAUAAAGGAAAACUGAAAAAAAAAAAAAAAACAAAAAGAAAAAAAAGAAAAAUAAGGUUGUAGGAACCUUGUGAAAAUGAACAAUAAGAGAUUCAAUUUUUAAUUUGUCACA